GAUGCAAAAUAGGAGAAAAUAAAAGAAGUAACUAACUUAAAUUAACACUGUAAAAGUUAUGCAAAGCCAUUAGCCAUUAAAACAUCCUUGCGCCUCGUUGAUCACGAUGCUGCAAAAAAAAAAAGGGAGUAAAGAAUUUGAAAAUGUUACAAAUAAACGGACCGCUCUCUCUCUCUCUGUUCGUUUGAAAUUCUGCAUACCCUAAAUCGCAGCAGAUUCGUUCUCUUCGUCUUCCGUUUAGAGCAGAGUCCUUGCUGUUUCUCUAUCAUCACUCUCUUCUUCUUAAUUUCUGCCAACUCUUUUGGGGAUUUUGGUUGGUGGGGAAAUUGUUUAGCUGUUGAUUUGGAGUUUCUCUAUCCGCUCAUCGGCAUCUUUGAGCAUGGCCAACACAAUUCUUCGCGGGCAGAUGAUUUUUCAGGACGAGAAUGCAUUGGCGGCCCUUGGAAAAAAGGCGGUUGCUGCUGGAAAAGGUAAGAGUUCACUCGCAGCUCCAAAGAAAAAUGGGGCGGGUUUCGGAAGCCGCAAGGCUCUCCAUGACAUUACAAACAAGUCAAAGUUGCAACCUCAAGCUUCAUCCACGACGAGGAAGGAUGUUGAGGGAGUGGAUUUUGACAUAGCAAAGGAAGGUUUCUUGCAUGAUCACAGCAAAUGCAUUGAAGAACAACAACAAGACCAGUGGGAUAGCUACUUCUCUGAACACAUCAUCCUGCAUGGACAUGAGACAAACAUCAAAGAAGGGGUUCCUCAAUACAAUAAUAUUCAAGAGAUUGAUGCUGAGAACAGCUGGGAUGAACUCAAAGAGAUACCAAUGGAGGAGUUUUCCGAUCUGCUGGAAUGCUCAACUCAAUGGCGCUCACCACCAGACUCACUAAGCCAUCACCAUUCUUCGUUACCUUCAUCGCCUUUGCCAUGGCAUUUUGAAACUGUAGAAUUCAAGCUCAAGGAGGAUGAAGACACCACUUGA
Molecule: messenger RNA, 964 nt
Organism: Arabidopsis thaliana (thale cress)
Lineage: Eukaryota; Viridiplantae; Streptophyta; Magnoliopsida; Brassicales; Brassicaceae
Exons: 5
Coding region: 380-964 (194 amino acids)
Biological process (GO): regulation of mitotic cell cycle
Source: RefSeq, marked reviewed